This is a messenger RNA of Lingula anatina, 1325 nucleotides long. RefSeq names its product GTP:AMP phosphotransferase AK3, mitochondrial-like. Gene Ontology annotation, biological process: nucleobase-containing compound metabolic process. NCBI's taxonomy places the organism in Eukaryota, Metazoa, Brachiopoda, Lingulata, Lingulida, Lingulidae. Gene Ontology annotation, molecular function: AMP kinase activity; ATP binding. The record is from RefSeq and is a predicted model, not a curated record. Gene Ontology annotation, cellular component: mitochondrion.
GUUUGCCUGGCGCAUGCUCAGUUACUGACCUUCCUGUAUCAACUGUUGCAGGUAGCUUGUGUACCGUUCCCUUUGUAUCAAUCGUUUGAAACGUUGUCAUUCAACCAUGAGUGGGAAUCUGUUUCGAGCCAUCAUUAUGGGCGCAGCUGGGUCAGGCAAAGGGACAAUUGCGAACAGAAUUGUGAAGGAUUUCGGCUUGAAGCAUCUGUCUAGCGGUGACCUUCUAAGAGCACAAAUGAUUGCUAAAACAGCUGCUGGUAUGGAGGCUAAAAAGUUCAUUGACCAGGGAGCCUUAGUGCCAGAUGGUCUGAUGGUAGAACUGAUCUCAAGCGAGUUAAAAAAGAUGAGUGAUGUUUCUUGGCUUCUGGACGGUUUCCCCAGAACUCUCUACCAGGCUGAAGCUCUGCAGGAGAGAGAACCUGUGAAUGCAGUGGUCAAUCUUAAUGUCCCUUUUGAGAUCAUCAUAGGCCGAGUAAAGGAUAGAUGGGUUCAUCUGCCCAGUGGAAGAAUAUACAACACUGAAUUCAGUCCUCCCAAGGUCCCUGGUAAAGAUGAUGUCACAGGUGAGGAUUUAGUUCAGAGAGAUGAUGACAAGCCAGAGACUGUGAGGGCCAGACUUGAGUCCUACGAGAAAAUAACCCGUCCAGUGCUGGAGUUUUACAAGAAAAAGGGAAUUCUGAUGGAGUUCACAGGUAAAUACUCCAAUGAGAUUUGGCCCCAUGUCCACAAGCACCUGGCUAACCUGACCCCAGCUCUCCAGUACACCGAUUAUGGCAAGGGGGGAGUCUAAGGGAACAGCAGCUCUGGAGUACAGUUUGUGGCAAGGGGGGGGGGGUCUAAAAGAACAGCAGCUCUGCAGUACACAGUCUGUAGCAAGGGAGAGUCUAAAGGGAACAGAUUGGAGUUUGGAAAAGAAAGAUAUUACAAUUGUUCAUUUAAAACUGCAAGAAAAACUUUGAUUGGAAAUUGUUUUAAGGAAACAAUCAUGAGGCCUCACGUACAUAUAGCCGAAAAUCCAUAUUAUACAUGAAAAAAUGAUUGAUAUGUUUAUGUCCAUUAAUUAUACCCAGUAAAAUUGAAUUGUUAACACUGUUAGUGCUCUGAAUUGGCAGUCUUAUUAUUUAUUUCUUGUAUUUUCAGUAUUUUUAAAGAAUUCUUUAUGGCGCAGUUUUUAAUAUAGGCACCUUUUGCUGUAAUAUAGUAGUUUACAGAAACAUUUUCUACCUGGUAUUGCAAUGAUAUAAACACUAAAUGAGCUGUCUUGCUGCAGGUUUGGCAGGAUUUGAAAAAAUGGUUGGAAUAAAAAAUGUACAAUAACUUUCAAA